AUGGAAAUGGAUAAAAUUGCAGUAGAGGACAACCGUGAUCUUGUAAAGGAAAAACUAAUGCGUAGAGAAGCAGAAAGGCAGCAACUGCUUGAACAAAAAAGGGAAGAAAAGGAACAAAGAUCAACUGGUGAAGAGCUCAGUUACUUUUUUGAUACAUUUGCAGAAAAACAAAAGGAGAUUGAGAACGCUUUAACCGCAGCAGCAGAAGGACUUAUAGAAAAAACCCAAUUGCCAAAUCAUUUUGAUAGGAUUGGAAAGAAUGUGCAGACCCUGCAGCAUUUUUUAUCUUCAUCGACAAUGUUUCUUCGUGUUUAUGAUAUCCGGAAAGCUCAAGAAGCAAUUCUGACUUUGCAGCAAAGAUGUCAGCAACUAGAGCAGCAGUUACUACCAAAGAAAAAAUUUGGUUUUAAAAUUCGAAAGGUGCCUAAUAAGAAAGAUGUAAUAUUCAAUGAAAAAAUAGAAGACACUGUAGAUUCCCAUUCUUCGCCUGUCCACAAGCUGCUUCAGAACAUUAAGGAGAACAAUUGUGGUUUCUCUGGCAGGACUGCUGAAAUUCUCUCUCUUCCUCACGAAAAAAUAUAUAAAAAGGAUGUUGUUCUUUCUAACCUUAAUAGCUGUACUGUGAGACUACCUGGAGCUCCUAAUACAUUGUAUAUUGCUGGCUUGAGCAACUGCAAAAUAAUAACCGGUCCUGUAACAACAUCAGUUUUUAUUGAAAAUUGUUCAGACUGCACAUUUGUUUUGGCAUGUCAACAGUUAAGAGUUCACAGCACAACACACAGUGACUUUUAUCUCCACGUUACAAGUCGAACUAUUAUUGAAGAUACUACGCAUGUCAGGUUUGCUCCCUAUAAUUUAAAAUAUGAAAAUAUGGUGCAUCAUUUCCAGUUAGCAGGUUUAGAUGUAAAUAGAAACAACUGGGAUAUGGUUGAUGAUUUCAAUUGGCUGGCAAGUGAUAAAGCAUCACCAAACUGGUGUAUUAUGAAAGAAAAUGAAUGGAAUAUUGAUUGGAUGUAAUUUUUUAAAAAGUUACUUGUGAAACCUAUAAUUUUGAGAUGGGAUGUUCAUUUAAUAAAAAGCUAUGUAAUUAUUUUCAUUAAAAUGAAUUUGCUCAGUAA
Molecule: messenger RNA, 1118 nt
Organism: Schistocerca serialis cubense
Lineage: Eukaryota; Metazoa; Arthropoda; Insecta; Orthoptera; Acrididae
Gene: TBCC
Product: tubulin-specific chaperone C
Exons: 1
Coding region: 1-1017 (338 amino acids)
Biological process (GO): post-chaperonin tubulin folding pathway; tubulin complex assembly
Cellular component (GO): cytoplasm
Molecular function (GO): tubulin binding
Source: RefSeq, a predicted model, not a curated record